Molecule: messenger RNA, 985 nt
Organism: Populus euphratica (Euphrates poplar)
Lineage: Eukaryota; Viridiplantae; Streptophyta; Magnoliopsida; Malpighiales; Salicaceae
Gene: FDC2
Product: 2Fe-2S ferredoxin-like superfamily protein
Exons: 7
Coding region: 78-650 (190 amino acids)
Cellular component (GO): chloroplast
Molecular function (GO): iron-sulfur cluster binding
Source: RefSeq, a predicted model, not a curated record
AAAUCUCCACCCUUAGAUAACAUAAAAUAACCGCCAAAGAGGAGAGGAGAGGAGAGGAGAAACGACGAAAAGAAUCCAUGGACCUUAUCAUUUCAAGCCACUCCUGCAACUCACUCUGCAGGAAACCGGCAUUUUACCGGCGAAUUUCAUCUCCAAACACCACGACUCAACACUCCACUUCUCUAAAAUGCCGCGUUGUUAAAACGACAUCGGAGCUUCAAUCUUCAUUAGGAGUGAGCGAUCGAACCGGCAACAGCUACUCUCCCUCGAUUCCAACUCACAAGGUCACUGUUCACGACCGGCAACGAGGCGUUGUUCACGAGUUCCUUGUUCCAGAGGACCAGUAUAUAUUGCACACGGCGGAGUCACAGAACAUCACACUUCCAUUUGCUUGCAGGCACGGUUGUUGCACCAGCUGUGCUGUACGUGUUAAAUCAGGACAACUUAGACAGCCAGAAGCUUUAGGGAUCUCUGCUGAGUUGAAGUCGAAGGGAUAUGCGCUUCUUUGUGUGGGCUUCCCGUCUUCUGAUCUUGAAGUAGAAACACAAGAUGAGGAUGAGGUGUAUUGGCUUCAGUUUGGAAGAUAUUUUGCCCGAGGACCAAUUGAAAGGGAUGACUAUGCGUUGGAGUUGGCCAUGGCUGAUGAAUAGGUUUCUUUCUUGCAGGCUAAGUUAUUUUGGCGAUAGAGAACAUACCCUUGCAGUCCUAGCACACCACACCGCCUGUGACUUCUGAAUUUAGGGUACGUUUUACUAUGAUAGUGAAAGGACGUGUGAUUCUAUAAAGCCCCAAAGUAGUUUGUGUUCUGAAAGUUGAGAAAACAGCUGAAGCUAGAAAAGCAGUUAUAUAAAUAGUUCUAGAUUAAUAAUUUGAGGAACCUACGUGUAUGGGGUGCAAUGAAAAUGAAGAAGCAGCACCUGCAAGAUAGAACUGAUCUUGUUGUCGAUCCAUUUCCUAUAUCAAUUUAUUCUAGCGUCUGUAUUAA